AUGGAUGACGGCAAAGUCCUCGAUCUAAGUCGAAACCAACAGAAAACAAUCUGUCCAAGAGAUAUAUGCUUGAUGCGAGAUGGAAUUUUAGUACAUCGAGUUACAAAGAAAGAUGAGUGCUCUGCAUCAAGCGCAAUAAGGCAUAUCUCAAUACCUUACGAUGAAUCUGACGAACUCUCUGAGACCGAGAGCACGCCGCCAUCAGUAUCAGAUCCUGGAAGUGAAGAGACGUUUUUUGAGCAUGACUGUUUCGACAUCCAUGAUGUGCUCUUCGAUUCGAUUGGAUUGGAGCGGGUCUACGAAUGUUGGCAAAAGCUACACGAGAGACGCGAAGUCAGCGUUAACGACGACUUCCAAAUGUCUGAAGUGCUGCUACUGUCGAAAAGCCUUCGAGAUGAGCUCAUCGAGGUAUACUUUAGGCAGUUCCACCCGAUCUGCCCAGCAGUAGAUCGGACAGGGUUUCUCAGAUGGUACCAAGCGCCCGAGCAGGAUGCCACCGUCCAUCCACAGCUCAUGCAAUUGGUAUUCUUGUCAAUCCUAUUCGCAGCUUUAUCCCAUGUUGAUGAGAAUUUACUGCGACGCGAACCGUGUGGCUCAGUAAAGCAUGCACAGAAAGCUCUUUUCUCGUCUGCUCAGAACUUGUAUCACCAUCUCGAACAGGAGUUCACGGGAGCUGAACAUCUCGCGCAAAGUGCAUUGCUUUUGAGUUACUGGAGUCCUUGCGACUCCAUUAGGGAGGUCAAUAGUUACUGGGUGGAGGAGGCCAUCCGCCACGCCGUGGCGGGAGGAAUGUCUGACCUAUCAUUUACUCAUCACAGAAGGAUCAUUUGGUGGUGCUGUAUCAUCCGCAACCGCAUGAUUUCCCUGGGUCUGCGCCGAUUCAGUCGGCUAGAGAGGCGGCCAGAGGGUCGACUGCCUGAGAUAACUGAUUUUUGCGAUGACAGCUCAGGUCACCACUUAAUAUCCAUCGAAGCAAACCUUUAUUUCACACGGGCAUUUAUAUUGUUGUGUAAGCUGACAAAGAUCAUGGUGGACUCGGUGAGGUUGAAAGAUCGAGACUACAACGAUGCCUGGGCCUUCCCCCGAGACCAACGAGGAUUCGAUAUGAUGGAAGAAGUUGGCAAGCUAGACGAGAAAUUGAAGGUCUGGGGCGCCAAUUUCGCGCAUCUUUACGCCUCAUUACAGGAUAUGAAUGUCCCGAGCACUGACCUCGUCAUCUUCCAUCUUAUUGGACUAAUGCAUCAGUACGUUUGCAUCAGUCAAAUCCUUUGGGAAUUGAGAUACUAA
Messenger RNA from Cladophialophora psammophila CBS 110553, 1287 nucleotides. RefSeq lists its product as uncharacterized. The record is from RefSeq and is a predicted model, not a curated record. Lineage: Eukaryota; Fungi; Ascomycota; Eurotiomycetes; Chaetothyriales; Herpotrichiellaceae. Gene Ontology annotation, molecular function: zinc ion binding; DNA binding. Gene Ontology annotation, biological process: DNA-templated transcription. The transcript has 3 exons. Bases 1 to 1287 code for a protein of 428 amino acids.